Messenger RNA from Spodoptera littoralis (African cotton leafworm), 708 nucleotides. Lineage: Eukaryota; Metazoa; Arthropoda; Insecta; Lepidoptera; Noctuidae. The record is from the annotation of a GenBank genome assembly.
AUGAAUGCAGUGACCGCUGCUAGUUUGGGUGUGGCUUUAGUUUUGAUACUCGUCUAUUUAAGAUGGAAGUGGAGAGAAAUUAGUCUCCAUCUGGCUUGUCAGUCCCAAGAGGUUGAGAAGGAUUGUCCUCCGAGCGCUCCUGUGCAGAUGGUCCAUCGCUUGUGUCCUCACCACAACGUGGUGCAGAGCUUCGAGGUCGAGCAGAAAGACUCCUUGGACGAACACCUAGACGUACUAACUAGAAAACUUGCGGAAAAGGAGGGCCGUCUUCGUCUGUCGAAGUCUAAGAUCAGAGAGACACAGAACGAGAUUGAGAGUCUCCACGCAAUAGACCACGACGUCAGGUUACGCUACCGGGAGAUCAUGGAAUCUCUUCGCAAAGACCUACUCUGCAACGAGAAGGAAUGCAAGAAACUACAGGAGCAGAUCGAAUGGGUGUCCAGAAGACGAGCUCAACUGAAAGAAGAGGUUCGCCGAGGCAAGCUGCUUUACGGAGAAGCUGCUGCGGAAUUAGCGAGCAAUCUUGCGGAAUUACAACGAGGUAGAUUGCCAGAGCCACGGCUAAUGGACAAACCACAAAAACAGACGUCCUUCACCUCUAUCAGACUCCGCAAGGAACCACAGCUCCCUCGAAUGACUCCUGUUGGCUCCGUAGUCAUCAAAAAUUCUCCUUUAUCGAACUGUUCUCGAGGAUUUUUACAAGAGUGA